Acytostelium subglobosum LB1 is the source of this 240-nucleotide messenger RNA. RefSeq lists its product as hypothetical. The record is from RefSeq and is a predicted model, not a curated record. The transcript has a single exon. NCBI's taxonomy places the organism in Eukaryota, Evosea, Eumycetozoa, Acytosteliales, Acytosteliaceae. Bases 1 to 240 code for a protein of 79 amino acids.
AUGGAACAAUACUUUAUGCGUACUGUGCCAGAGAGCGAGACUGCCUAUGAGCAUGAUGACGAGGGUCUAGAUGACAUGCCCGCUCACAUCAAGUCCUCAAUGUUGGGCACAUCACUAUCAUUGCCAAUCAGUCAUGGUCAAUUGCAACUGGGCACAUGGCAAGGUAUAUGGCUUGGAGAACAUCGCACACGUGGAGGCUCGCGCAAGAUAGUCGUCACCAUUCAAGGCGAGCCAAUAUGA